AUGUGGUGGCCAUGUAUGGAUCGCGACGUAGCUAACACAGUGCAAGAAUGUGCGGGAUGCGCCGCUGUGAGUAGACAACAUCCACCGGAGCCAUUGACACGUAAAGAAAUGCCAGAGAGAGCAUGGCAGGAAAUUGCUGUCGAUUUUUUCUCUGCCAAGGAAAUCGCUACAUUCUUGGUGGUGGUCGACUACUUCAGUCGAUUCCUGAAAGUGAUCGAAAUGACUGGUACAACUGCGACCAAAACAAUUGACGCAUUAGAAGGGAUAUUCCGUGAACAAACCUACCCUGAAACUAUUAGAAGCGAUAACGGCCCUCCAUUUGCAAGUGAGGAGUUUUUGAGUUACUGCAAUAGUAAAAAUAUCAGGUUGGUGCGCACUAUUCCUUACUGGCCGCAAAUGAAUGGCCUCGUCGAAAGGCAAAAUCAAGGAAUACUCCGGGCAUUGCGCAUCGCCAAAGCAACCAACAUUGAUUGGAGGAAAGCAGUACAAGAUUACGUUUAUAUGUAUAACACGACACCACAUUCUGUUACCGAUAAAGCUCCAAUGGAGUUAUUAACCGGCCGGCCGGUGAAAGAUCUACUACCAUCUCUACGAACCGAUCCUCACUGGCUCAGAGAUGCUGAUGUGCGUGAGAAGGAUGCAAUGCGGAAGAUGAGAGCAAAACUCUAUACAGAUGACCGCAGACAGGCAAAGUCAUCUGACAUCAAGGAGGGUGAUAUGGUUAUGCUUCGGAAUUAUGAGACUGGAAAGCUGGAACCAAAGUUCCGUCUUGAAAAGUUCAAAGUUGUCAAGAAAACUGGCAAUGAUACUAUUGUCGCAAAUGAAGAAGGCGUAAUGUACCGGCGGUCCGUUACACAUUUGCGGAAGUACCCCUCAACACGUGGUGAAAACCUAAAUCCAGAAUCCCAGCAGUUAGAAUCACCCACGCGAGAGAAACAUCCAAUGAAGUUUGACAAAAAUUGGAAAGUCGAAGAAGAGAAAGCAGCAAGCAAAGCGACCGUCAAUUGCAGGGAAAACAAAGGAAACGACACCGGAUCGUCCAUCAUGCUGGCUACGAUGACGGCGGCAGUGGCGGCGUUGGCAGGAAAGAAAACCAAUCCCAUUUGUGUGUGUCCGAUCGCCGCCAACAAUGGUGGUACGGACCUGCCAGGCGAUUAUUCGGUUCCGGUCAAUUAA
Malaya genurostris is the source of this 1176-nucleotide messenger RNA. RefSeq lists its product as uncharacterized. Gene Ontology annotation, biological process: DNA integration. The record is from RefSeq and is a predicted model, not a curated record. Gene Ontology annotation, molecular function: nucleic acid binding. The coding region runs from base 1 to 1176 and encodes 391 amino acids. NCBI's taxonomy places the organism in Eukaryota, Metazoa, Arthropoda, Insecta, Diptera, Culicidae. The transcript is spliced from 2 exons.